AUAGAAUUUACUGUCUAAUAUUUUUAUAAUAGAAUAUACUGACUACUUCACUUUAUAACGUAGAUUAUUUCGAAACAUGGCCACUUUAGAGGACAAGAUCUUAGGAGAAAAACUGCAAAACUACUGUAGCAGCAGUGAAGAUGAGGGUGAUGAAGAUAGCCGAAGCGGUGACGAGGAAGGUAAUGUUUCAAAAAUGUGUCCAGUUAGCGCAGAACCUCCACCCAUUAAUAAUUGGAAUGGGUCUGCUACCAAUACUGGGCCAAAAGGCGUGCUAGAAGAUUGGAAAAGAUUUAAGGAGCUAGAAGCUCAAAAUCGUGAAGAAUUAGCUAAAGAGCGUAUUGCACUAGCAAAGAAACUUACACUCACCGUAAAAACUGCGCGCGAAGAGGAUGAAGAAAAGGAAGUCGACGAAUUAGAGGAAGAAUUAAACGAAUUAAUUGAUGAAGGUUUCUUGAUGAAAUACCAGCAACAGAGAAUGCAAGAACUAAUGUCUCAGUUACAAAAAGUACCUAAGUUUGGAAAGCUGUUGACAUUAAAGAGUCGGGAAGAAUUCUUGAAUGCUAUUGAUAAAGAGGAUAGCAAGGUUAAAGUUAUUAUUCAUAUUUACAGCAACGGUGUAAAGGCUUGCGAGACUAUGGACGGAUGUCUUAGUAUAUUGGCUUCUGAUUAUCCAACUGUGAAGUACUGUCGUAUAGCUGCUGAUAUUACUGGAUUGAGUCGUCAUUUCCGCAUCGAUGGUGUGCCAGCGUUACUUGUAUAUAAAGGAGGGCAAAUCAUUGGUAAUUUUGUUAAACUUGCCAAUGAGCUUGGUGAAGACUUCUUUGCAACCGAUGUUGAGAAAUUUCUUAUAGAAUAUGGAAUGCUAACAGAAAAUUAACUUUUUUACAAUAAUAUAUUAUAUGUAAGAACACUGUCUAAUGCCACCGUCACAAAACAUCACUGUACUUAAUAGAAAUAUAUUUCAUUUCAACAUUUAAUAUAUUAAAAUAUUUAAACAUAAUGUCUAAUUAUAAAUAAAGUUUAAGUAAUUUGUUCAGUAAAUAUUAUGGACUCAUCUAAUUAAAUUAAGUAAAUUGUAUCACUGCAAUAUGAAAACAAUAUAUAAGAUUGCAUUUUAUAUUAUAGAUAUAGCAUUUUUGUAUUAGGCUUUAAUAUGUGUCUAUGUAAAGAUAUAUUUAAACACAAUUUGAUUAAUUAUAUAACAUUAUUUUCCUUGUUGUUUUAGGUUCAUCAUUGUGUAUUAAUUUAUUAAUAAAGCAACAAAAAGAGUGCUAUGAUGAUUGUUUAUGUAUUUUGUUUUCUUUUCUCUACCAUGUGUGUUUGAGUGUGUAUUUUAUCUUUGUCUAUAUUAUUUAAUAAUUUAUUUUUAAGGAUUAUGUCUCAUUAACUAUAGAAAUUAAGUUUGUAAAAAAUAAACUAAAGUAAAAAUACAA
This is a messenger RNA of Melitaea cinxia (Glanville fritillary), 1433 nucleotides long. Its product is annotated as phosducin-like protein. The coding region runs from base 77 to 877 and encodes 266 amino acids. The transcript has a single exon. The record is from RefSeq and is a predicted model, not a curated record. NCBI's taxonomy places the organism in Eukaryota, Metazoa, Arthropoda, Insecta, Lepidoptera, Nymphalidae. Gene Ontology annotation, biological process: regulation of G protein-coupled receptor signaling pathway.